This is a messenger RNA of Spodoptera litura, 1941 nucleotides long. Its product is annotated as carbonyl reductase [NADPH] 1-like. The record is from RefSeq and is a predicted model, not a curated record. Gene Ontology annotation, molecular function: carbonyl reductase (NADPH) activity. Lineage: Eukaryota; Metazoa; Arthropoda; Insecta; Lepidoptera; Noctuidae.
AACGAGGUUAACGCGUUAUGAAGUGGAUUUAUGCACCUUGUUGUACUUAUGAAACCUUGGUUAAAUUAUUUAAUGUUUAUUUAUUAAAGUCGUUGAGAUAAGAAAUGUAUAAGUAGUACCCACUUACGUCUUCUUAUCAGGUAUUAGGUAUUGAUAAAAAAGACCACACAUGCUUAUUGCUAUGUCUGUAUAAAUAUCAUUCAGUUGCGCUGCGUUGCUCAGUGGAUUUCUGUUAUAUCCAGUCAAGCAAGCCAGACUAUUUACAAGUCCAUAGACAAAAAUUCAAAAAUUGACAACUUCAAACAAAACGUGCGUGACCAACGUGACUUGGUUUGUUUAUUUUGUGCAAUUUCAGCAGAUUCAAAUAAUUCUGCAAAAUGGCAAAAGUAGCUAUAGUAACUGGAUCUAAUAAAGGCAUCGGUUUCGCAAUAGUCCGCGGUCUCUGCAAACGUUUUGAUGGCGUAGUUUACUUGACUUCACGAGAUGUAGAACGCGGUAAAAAAGCGGUCGCCGAUCUUGAGAAGGAAGGUUUACAUCCUAAAUUUCAUCAACUGGAUGUAACGGAAAAGCAGAGCCUUGAAACAUUCAGAGAUUACCUCAAGAAUAAGUAUGAAGGCAUUGAUAUUUUGGUGAACAACGCAGCUAUAGCGUUCAAAGGUAGCGCUCCUGAACCAGUAGCCGUGCAAGCUAAGGAAACAUUGUUCGUAAACUACUUUUCCCUGGUGUCCACGUGUGAUAUUCUGUUCCCGUUACUGAAGAAUGGUGCGAGAGUCAUCAACAUUUCCAGUUCAGCGGCACAUUUGAGUCAUAUUCCCAGUAAAGCACUUCGAGAACGUUUCAAGGACGAAAAGUUAACCGUUGAAGAGCUUUCAAAGCUGAUGCAGCAAUUUAUAGACGCUACUGAGAAGGGCACGCAUGCUGAGGAGUGGGGAAAGUCUACUUAUGUUGUCUCUAAAGUUGGCGUCACGGCACUGACUAAUAUUCAACAGAGAAUGUUGAGUGAUAGAGAUAUAAAAGUGAACUCUGUGCAUCCUGGCUAUGUGGCAACGGACAUGUCUUCAUAUAAGGGACCACUCAGUAUCGAUGAGGGAGCCAUCGCACCUCUCUACCUGGCCCUGGAUGCUCCGGACUCCGUUCGAGGCCAAUACAUGUGGUUUAAUAAGGAUAUUGUCAACUGGGAUGGUGAAAAACCUCAAGAAUAAGGUUUGGGAUUGAGUUUUAGUUUGUAGGUUUAAGGGUAACACAAAUCAUCUUAGUCAAUGUAACAAAGUUAUGCUGGCUCUUGUAAUGGAAUGAAAUGAUAAAAGCUUUUAUUAUUGCAAUUUGUAAAUAAAUUGUAAUUUAGUUGUUUGUAAUAAAAGCUUUUAUCAUUGCAAUUUGUAAAUAAAUGGGGUGAUCUUGUUAGGUAUUCCUGUUAAGCAAGAUUUGCCUGUGUUAAGAGGUACAAGACGAUCACGUAAUCACCUUUCUUUGGUUUUGCCGUGACCUCCAAAGAUUUAUGUACAAUUAAAGGUAAGGUAUCGUAGGCAAUUAAAGCCCGCUUAAUUUCAAAUCAAUAUAAUAUUUAAUGAAACAAUUUAAUUAAAAAACCGUUUAGAGAAAUAGUUUUAUUGUGAAGAAAUAAACAUAGAAAACUAACACUCAAGUGCUAUAAGUCGUAUAAAAUUAUGCAAACAAAGAAUUCUUGAAUACCCUGUCAUGGGCGAUAUUGAACAUACAGUUUUUAGUAAUGCCCAAAUAUUAUUUAACGAAUUAUCUCAAUAAACAUUAAAAUUUCGACUUAGAGCCGUAUAAAACCAAAAAGUAAAUUAUAUUGACUUUUUUUAUAAAGCACCACAAUAGUCAUAAUUGAAUUACAAAUACGCCAAUAUUUAAAUUUAGUAACUCGUCUAACACUUCUUGUAUUUUCUACGUAAUCAUCUUUAACAAAAAUAUCUUACU